Pipistrellus nathusii (Nathusius's pipistrelle) is the source of this 2925-nucleotide messenger RNA. The record is from the annotation of a GenBank genome assembly. Lineage: Eukaryota; Metazoa; Chordata; Mammalia; Chiroptera; Vespertilionidae.
AUGAGGUGGAGUCGCCCUCUGCCCUGGGCCGUUUGGGGACCUGGCCUGGCAAGAGCACCUCAGCCAGCAGAUGAAAAUAUCCUCUGGAUGACCCAUUGGAAUUGGGCCCUUAAAGGGGGCUGUUCCCUUGGCCCCCCUAGGGCCUUUACCCAUCACUACGGAAGCUCAGUGGGCAGUGUUCCCCCGUCAGGGAGGCAUGGACCCGUGUUACGGAGCAUCUCUGCUGUUGAGGCCGUCCAGCGGCACCGCCGGAACCUGGCCGAGUGGUUUAGCCGGCUACCCCGGGAGGAGCGCCAGUUUGGCCCCACCUUUGCACUGGACACGGUGCACGUGGACCCCGUGGUCCGCGAGAGCUCGCCCGAGGAGCUGCUCCGCCCGCCUGCGGAACUGCGGUCCCCUGCGCAGCCGCCCCCCGCCGCGCGCUCCAGCCUGGCCCUGUCUCAGCUCUUCGACCCCGACGCCUGCGGGUGCCGCGUGCAGACGGUGGUCCUGUACGGGGCCGUGGGCACCGGCAAGAGCACGCUGGUGCGCAAGAUGGUGCUGGACUGGUGCCACGGGCGGCUGCCGGCCUUCGAGCUGCUCAUCCCCUUCUCCUGCGAGGACCUGUCCUCCCCGGGCCCGGGCCCGGCCUCCUUGUGCCAGCUGGUGGCCCGGCGCUACACGGCGCUGAAGGAGGUUCUGCCCCUGAUGGCCGCGGCGGGCUCUCGCCUGCUCUUUGUGCUCCAUGGCUUGGAGCGGCUCAACCUGGACUUCCGGCUGGCAGGCACGGGGCUGUGCAGCGACCCCCAGGAGCCGCUGGCGCCGGCUGCCAUCCUCGUCAAUCUGCUGCGCAAAUACAUGCUGCCUGAGGCCCGCAUCCUGGUGACCACCCGGCCCUCCGUCGUGGGCCGCAUCCCCAGCAAGUACGUGGGCCGCUACGGGGAGAUCUGCGGCUUCUCCGACACCAGCCUGCAGAAGCUCUACUUCCAGCUGCGCCUGCACCAGCCGGACUGCGGGCCCGGCGCCGCGGGCGCGGGCGGCCCCACGGCGGCGCAGCGGGACAGCCUGGUGGAGAUGCUCUCGCGGAACCUGGAGGGCCACCACCAGAUCACGGCCGCCUGCUUCCUGCCCUCCUACUGCUGGCUGGUGUGCGCCACCCUGCACUUCCUGCACGCGCCCGCGCCCGACGGCCAGACGCUCACCGGCAUCUACACCAGCUUCCUGCGCCUCAACUUCGGCGGCGAGGUGCUAGCCGGCGGCGACCCCGCCCCGCUGUCCCUGAUGGCCUACGCCGCCCGCACCAUGGGCAAGCUGGCCUACGAGGGCGUGUCCUCCCGCAGGACCCGCUUCUCCGAGGAGGACGUGCGCGGCUGCCUGGAGGCGGGCGUCCGCUCGGAGGAGGAGUUCCAGCUGCUGCACAGCUUCCGCGCCGACGCCCUGCGCUUCUUCCUGGCCCCGUGCGUGGAGCCGGGGCACCCGGGCACCUUCGUGUUCACGGUGCCCGCCCUGCAGGAGUAUCUGGCCGCGCUCUACAUCGUGCUGGGCCUGCGCAAGACCACGCUGCAGCGGGUGGUCAAGGAUGUGGCCGAGCUGGCCGGCCGCGUCGGCGAGGACGUCAGCCUGGUCCUGGGCAUCCUGGCCAAGCUGCUGCCGCUGCGCAUCCUGCCCGUGCUCUUCAACCUGCUGAAGGUGGUCCCACGCGUGUUUGGGCGAAUGGUGGGGAAGAGCCGAGAGGCGGUGGCCCAGGCAAUGGUGCUGGAGAUGUUCCGAGAGGAGGAUUACCACAACGAUGACGUCCUGGACCAGAUGGGCGCCAGCAUCCUGGGCCUGGAGGGCCCCCGGCGCCACCCCGGCGAGGCCCCCGGGGACGAGGUCUUCGAGCUCUUCCCCAUGUUCAUGGGGGGGCUUCUCUCCGCCCAGAACCGGGCCAUGCUGGCCCAGUUGGGCUGCCCCAUCAGGAACCUGGAUGCCCUGGAGAACGCCCAGGCCAUCAAGGAGAAGCUGGGCAAGCUGGGCCGGCGAGCGCUGCCCGCCUCCGAGCUCCUGGACCACCUCUUCUUCCACUACGAGUUCCAGAACCAGCACUUCUCUGCCGCGGUGCUCCGCUCCCUGCGCCGGCUCGACCUGGCGGGCGUGCGCAUGACACCCCGCAAGUGCAUGGUGGUGGCGGCUGUCCUGGGCAGCGGCAGGCAUGCUCUGGACGAGGUGAACUUGGCCUCCUGCCAGCUGGACCCUGCGGGGCUGCGCACGCUCAUGCCCGUCCUCCUGCGUGCCCGGAAGCUGGGCUUGCAGCUCAACAGCCUGGGCCCGGAGGCCUGCAGGGACCUCCGAGAGCUGCUGCUGCACAGCCAGUGCCAAGUCACCACCCUGCGACUGUCCAACAACCCGCUGACGGCCGCAGGGGCGGCCUCGCUGGUGGAGGGCCUGGCGGGAAACACCUCCCUGACACACCUGUCCCUGCUGCACACGGGUCUCGGGGACGAGGGCCUGGAGCUGCUGGCUGCCCAGCUGCAGCGAAACCAGCAGCUGCAGGAGCUGAAUGUGGCCUACAACGGCGCCGGCGACUCCGCGGCCCUGGCCUUGGCCAAGGCGGCCUGGGAGCACCCGUCCCUGCAGCUGCUGCACCUCUACUUCAACGAGCUCAGCUCCGAGGGCCGCCAGGUGCUGCGGGACCUGGGGGACGCGGCGGAGGGCCGCGCGCGCGUGGUAGUGUCGCUGACGGAGGGCGCGGCCGUGUCCCAGUACUGGUCGGUGAUCCUCGGCGAAGUCCAGCGCAACUUCCACAGCUGGGACCGGGCCCGCGUGCGGCGCCACCUCCAGCUCCUGCUGCGGGACCUGGAGGACAACCGCGGCGCCACCCUGAACCCGUGGCGCAAGGCCCAGCUGCUGCGCGUGGAGGGCGAGGUGACGGCGCUGCUGGGGCGGCUGGGCGGCCCUGGCCGCUGA